AUGUAUCUAGUUUUGAUCAUACAAUUGCUUUUGGCAGCAAUUAGGACAGCCGCAAUCCGCUAUGACCCAGAACAUAUAUUGUGGAAUCUUAAUCAGAACAAGACGGCUACGAGCCCUGUGGAUUACUGGGGCCAAUGGGAUAACCACAGUGAGUCUCGACUGUCCCAGUUUGUGAUUGAACCAUCUGACAAUAUCUCAGACUUCACCCCAUCUCCAGACAAUUGGCGUUUUCCUGUAUAUACUAUCAUCCUAGAUCGCUUCGUCAACGGAGACCCAAGUAACGACAACACAAAUGGCACUGCAUGGGAACAGGAUCUCUAUGGCACUCAACUACGCCAUGGAGGUGACAUCAAAGGCCUCCAAGACACGCUCGAUUACCUCGAAGGAAUGGGGGUGAAGGGAAUCUAUAUCGCUGGUAGCCCUUUCAUCAACCUCCCUUGGGGCGCGGACGCCUAUAGCCCACUAGACCUCACGCUUCUCGACGCUCACUUUGCUACCAUUGAUGUUUGGAGAGAUUGUAUCGACGAGAUACACAGUCGAGGAAUGUAUGUAAUUCUAGACAACACCAUGGCGACUCUGGGCGAUUUGAUCGGGUUUGAGGGUUCGCUCAACGUGUCCACCCCGCUGAACUAUCACGAAUACAACGCAAUGUGGAAAACCUCGAGACGCUACCAUGACUUUACGUUCGAUAAUUACGAAGUGGAUAAAUGCGACACCCCUUAUCCUCGGUUUUACGAUGAUUUUGGUGAAGAAGUCAGCAUGAACGGCACAGAGCACCUGAUUGGCUGCCGUCAAAGUGAGUUUGAUCAAUAUGGUGACAUUGCUGCAUUCGAUGUCUACCCAGAAUGGCAACGCCAGCUUUCGAAAUUUGCUUCGGUGCAGGAUCGAUUGCGUGAAUGGAAACCAUCAGUCCGUGAAAAGAUCGAGCUUUUCACUUGCAUGCAGAUUUCGAUGCUGGAUAUUGAUGGCAUUCGCAUGGACAAAGGCCAGCAGAUCACGGUAGAUGCUCAAGGCGAUUUUGCAGACGCUACCAGACGAUGUGCAAAAAGGUUCAAUAAGUCGAACUUCUUCAUUCCCGGGGAGAUUGUAUCCGGCAAUGCCUUUGGUUCUGUGUAUCUAGGACGAGGCAAGACGCCGGAAAUGGCAGUCAAUGAUACCGACAAGGCUAUACGACUAACGACAGAUGCUGCGAGUGAUUCGCUAUUCACUCGCGCAAAAGGCAAGAAUGCUUUUGACGCAGCUUGUUUUCACUACUCAACAUACCGCGCCCUUCUCAGAUUUCUCGGCAUGGAUGGAAAUAUUGGGGCAAAUUCAGAGACCCCCGUCGAUUUUGUCGACGCAUGGAAUGACUUCAUAAAAACCAACGAUUUUAUCAACGCCAAUACAGGUAACUUCGAUCCUAGGCAUAUGUUUGGUGCACAGAAUCAAGACAACUUCAGAUGGCCAACAAUCGUCGAUGGCACGCAAAAGCAGCUCCUUGGCAAUUUUAUUACCACUCUACUGCUACCCGGUAUUCCUCUUCUUGAAUGGGGAGAAGAACAAGCAUUUUACGUCCACGAUAAUACAGCUCCUAAUUAUGUCUUCGGUAGACAAGCAAUGUCGGCGACUACCGCCUGGCAAGACCAUGGCUGCUACACUGUUGGCAACAACAAAUUUGCCACUUGGCCACCAGGAAAUUAUUCCAAAGGAUGCGAGGACGAUUGGAAUAGCCUCGAUCAUCGAGAUCCUUCUCAUCCCGUGCGAAAUCUGAUGAUGUCAAUGUUUGAGAUGCGUCGGCGUUUUCCUGUGCUUAAUGACGGCUUCAAGCUUCAGACGAUCACAAAGCGAACACAUCCCAUUCUUUUGCCCGGCUCUCUGGGCACAGACACCGAGACCGGCCUCUGGUCGUUCGAUUGCACUCACGGUGAUACGGGGCUCUUGGCUCCCUUUCCUGGUAACACUAGGGUCAAGAACUUGCUCUAUCCAUAUGAGGAAAUCUUGCUCGAGACUACAUCAUCUAAGCUUACGCUCGACCAAAAGACAAGUGUCGACGGAUGUCUAUCGAAAUACACUAUGCCUCCGUGGGGAUACAAAGCCUAUGUGCCUUUUGAGCAGUGGCUACGGCCAUCACCUGUUGUAACGAAGUUCAAUCCUGGCCAUGAUUAUCGGAUACUGUCAAAAGCUCCGACUUCAUCAACACAGACAAUCCCUGUCGAAUUCUGGUUCUCAGAUGAGAUGGACUGCGAUAGUGUGCUCAAUGGCCUGAAAUGCGACUCGAAUACGGAGACUGGUUUAACAGCAACUUUUGACAAGUCCAACUUUCGGUGCCAUUCCGAGGUUGACGACACGGUAAACGUGUCUGAAUUUGCUGGCAUUGUGACAGGACAAAUGCCUGGCUUAUGGAAGAUUGCUGGGAAUUUGGUCAACGUCUCAGAUGGAGUGCAUACUUUGACUGUUGGUAAUGUGACCAACCAAGUCAAAAAUGCUUCCACAAAUGCAAUAAAUCACUUCCUUCUUCGCGUAGGGAGCGAACAGAACCCGAUGGUAUUCCCUCGAAGUGCUAAUUACUCGAAAACUCUCCUUUACCGUAAUGCAGACGACAGUCUCCAUGUUUCGCACACAGCAGCUGGGGCCGAUAUGUUCAGAUACUCUCUCAAUUGGGCAUCAAGUUGGAGUGAAUGGCAGCCAUACAAAGGCGGUAACACAACAUUAGAGCCUCAACAUUGGUCUGGCACUCAUCAGCAAGCUUGGUCUGGAGACCACGUUCAAAUUGAAUACUGGAGCAAAAAAACUGGCGCUCUCGUCAUUCAACAGGGUGACCGAGCUGACAGUGACAAGAUUCCACGAAGAUUUCCUCACAUCUUUCUUCACGGCAGGUGGAAUCAGUACGGGUAUGAUUCCGGGCUCAAUCAUAAUAUGAAGCAGGAUAAAGACGGCCUUUGGAAAUUCAACCUAAUGACAGAUUAUCCUUCCGAGUUCCAAGUCAACGUGUGGGGCAGCAAUCCUGAUGGACAGCCUGAUCUUUCAAGAGCUUACGGUGACGUGAAUGUUGACGGUGUACUCGACCUUAUUUCGCCGGUAUCCUUGCUCAAGAAUGUCGUCAACAUCACGAACCCCCGCCGUCACGGUAGCUUGGGAUAUCGGAUCCACGUUGAUGACGCAACCCUCAAAUACACUACAAUCCCAAUUGGAUCGGACCGCAUUCAAGCUUGCUUGCUCGCUCUGCUAGCUGUACUACCAAUCAUCACUGGAGUCAUUUGCGUCUUGUUGUACCAGCGGAGCUUCUAUGAUAUUAAGUUCAACCGACUCGGCAAAAGGGAGAAAACCCCUUUCCUUCCUAUCGCUAUGAAAGAAAAGAUGCACUUCGAUCAAUGGGCCAGUCCUGGUGCGUGGGCUAUCAUGAAGAAAACUCAGCCUGAUAGCGCUGCGUCUCCGCCAGCUCAGCCACGGCGGACCGUGCUCAUUGCAACGAUGGAAUACAAUAUCGAGGACUGGGACAUAAAGAUCAAGAUUGGUGGGCUCGGCGUAAUGAGUCAAUUGAUGGGACAACACCUUGGUCAUAUCAAUCUAAUUUGGGUAGUACCGUGCGUCGAGGAUAUUCAAUAUCCGGUCGACCAGCAAGCCAGACCCGUUAAAUGCAUGAUCAUGGGUAACGAAUAUACAAUCCAGGUUCAGUACCACCACGUUAGGAAUAUAACAUAUGUGCUCUUAGAUGCUCCUGUCUUUCGCCAACAGACAAAGGCUGAGCCUUACCCAAAACGAAUGGACGACAUUGAUAGCGCGAUCUAUUAUUCGGCAUGGAACUACUGCAUCGCUGAGAUCCUCCAGCGGUUCCCCGUUGAUCUGUACCAUAUCAACGAUUAUCAUGGUGCUGCUGCUCCGUUGCACCUACUGCCAAAAGUAAUCCCAUGCUGUCUUUCUUUGCACAAUGCCGAAUUUCAAGGUCUGUGGCCGAUGCGGACCUCACUGGAAUUUGAGGAGGUGUGUCGGGUCUACAAUCUACCAGCAGACAUCGUCCGGAGCUACAUUCAAUUUGGAGGCGUCUUCAAUCUGCUCCACGCCGGUGCUAGCUACUUAAGGAUGCAUCAGAGCGGAUAUGGCGCCGCAGGUGUUUCUACCAAGUAUGGGAAGCGUUCCUUCGCUAGGUAUCCCGUUCUUUGGGGCUUGAAGAAAGUCAUGGGUCUGCCAAAUCCAGAUCCGACGGAUGUUGAGGCUGUAGCUACGAGCUCAACGAAUGCGAAUGACGUGGUCGUCGACGAAGUUUUCGAAGCUGGGAGAAGCCAACAUAAGCAGCAAGCUCAGAAGUGGGCAGGCCUGAACCAAGAUCCAGAAGCAGAGCUGUUCGUCUUUGUUGGUCGUUGGAGCACACAGAAAGGAAUCGAUUUAGUCGCUGACGUAUUUCCUUCUAUCUUGGAGCAGCAUCCUAAAGCGCAACUAAUAUGCGUCGGCCCCGUAAUCGAUCUGUAUGGGAGAUUUGCAGCUCUCAAACUCGAGAAACUUAUGGAACUAUAUCCACGCCGUGUCUUCUCGAAGCCGGAGUUCACUGCUUUGCCACCCUUUAUAUUUAGCGGAGCUGAGUUUGCCCUUAUUCCCAGCCGGGAUGAACCUUUUGGGCUUGUAGCAGUCGAAUUUGGUCGGAAAGGUGCCCUUGGUAUCGGUGCUAGGGUUGGUGGCUUGGGUAACAUGCCUGGGUAG
This is a messenger RNA of Bacidia gigantensis, 4674 nucleotides long. RefSeq lists its product as uncharacterized. Gene Ontology annotation, cellular component: fungal-type cell wall. NCBI's taxonomy places the organism in Eukaryota, Fungi, Ascomycota, Lecanoromycetes, Lecanorales, Ramalinaceae. The transcript has 2 exons. The record is from RefSeq and is a predicted model, not a curated record. Bases 1 to 4674 code for a protein of 1557 amino acids. Gene Ontology annotation, biological process: fungal-type cell wall (1->3)-alpha-glucan biosynthetic process. Gene Ontology annotation, molecular function: alpha-1,3-glucan synthase activity.